AUGAUCAUCGACAGAAUUAUCGAGAACGGUUUGAGUCUUGUGAAUCCAGGGACUGCUGAGACGAGCCCGGUGUAUUUGGGGUCUUUUUACCAGGAUACCUCACCUGCAACGGAGCUCAACAUCUCUCUCUGUGCGCCAAACGAUUUGGAUGGCUGGGGCAAAAUUGGGAGCCCGACUCCGUCAACAGAAGACAGCGGCACAAACGGUAAAAUAAAAUAAAACCCUUACUUUUAGAAAUUAAUAUACAUAUUUGUAAUUGUUGUUAAAAACUUUUCCUCUAAGCAAGCUAUUGUGUUAAGAAUGAUAGCGAGGGUACUUUAUAUUAUCAGAUAAUAAUUAAUGAAGUUACUUCCUUAUUAGCCUACUCCUGGAACACCGAAAAGAACACUGCAUUAGUGACACGGAGUUUAGGAUUAGUGAUCAUGGGUAGACCCAAAAUCAUAUUUAGACCUAUAAUAGCACUGUGCAAUGGAAGAACAAGAUAGAUUUGAUAAAUUGUGCUAUUUGAACGGCAGAGGCAAACAAACAGUUACGGUCAUUUGGUGAAUGUUGUAGAUUACAGUGUGAAUUUGACAGUGGUGUAAAGUACUUAAGUGAAAAUACUUUAAAGUACUACUUAUGUAGUUUUGGGGGGUAUCUGUACUUUACUAUUUAUAUUUUUGACAACUUUUACUUUUACUUCACUACAUUCCUAAAGAAAAUAAUGUACUUUUUACUCCAUACAUUUUCCCUGACACCCAAAAGUACUGUUACAUUUUGAAUGGCUAGCAGGACAGGAAAAUGGUCACGUUCAUGCACUUAUCAAGAGAACAUCCCUGGUAAUCUUGAUUGCCUCUGAUCUGGCAGACUCACUAAACACAAAUGCUUUGUUUGUAAAUGAUGUCUGAGUGUUGGAGUGUGUAAAUAAUAAAAAACUAGAAAAUGGUGCCGUCUGGUUUGCUUAAUAUAGGGAAUUUGAAAUUAUUUAUACUUUUACUUUCAAUAAUUAAGUAUAUUUUAGCAAUUACAUGUACGUUUGUGCUUGAACUUGGCAGGCAGAGUUCCCAGGAACUGUAUUCAUGUAUCCUAACACUAUAGAUAUAUCAUACAGCAAGGGCUUUUUGCAAAUGAAAAUUUUAUGUAUUGCUGAGUGCACCUUUAACAACAACUUCAACGCAACCACUUUUGCCUAAAUACCAAAUUAAUCAAAAGGAGUGUUUAUUUCAAACUUGCCUUGGGAUCAAAGAUUCUCAUUGAUGGUAUUUAUACCUGUUUCAGAGUGUUCCAUGAGUGAGGUGCGGUCUUUUGGACGUUUCCAAGGUGUGCGGGUGAAGAAUACAGUGAAAGAACUCAUCAUGCAGAAGCGCCUUAGCAACCAAAAUGUACAGGUCAAUGAAAUGAUUUAUGUUAUGUUAUUGUUCUGCUAACUUGUGUAAAUAUUAUGGUUAUAAAAUCUUACAUAUUGUCAUAUUACAUAUUUAGCUUACAUCUGUCCAUAUUCUCAUGAUCUCUGUUUUUCUUAAUGUCCAGCAACACUCUGAGGGAGAAUACACAGGUAAUAUUACAAUUUUAUCGACACACAUUUCCCAGAAACACUGUACAUACAGUACAUUAUAAUAUGAUGUGCAAAUGUUUUUUUUUUGUUCGUUAUCAUGUAGAAUUGACCUUCCUUCUCCAAGGGCAUAAGAGGACUGCAGACUUCAGCUUGAUAACCGAUUCACCUACUAAAAGACUUGCUACUGCAAAGGCAAUCCAGGUAAUUGUAUGAUUUUGGUUAUAAUGCUAUUUUAAUUGAAUCCCCUUGAACUUUCCCCACGAUUCUUUGUGUUCAGGCUAGUGGUGAUUUCAUGGACCCAGGCUAAAUAAAUCCAGGGAAAUUCCUCUGGUUUAGCUAAUGAAGAACUAGUGAAAACCACAAAGUCUCUUGCAUGUCAUGUUGUUAUAGCUACAAACUAUAUUGGGUGAUAUGGCCGACCACUUCAAUCCAUAACCCAGUUCCAUUUCUCCUUUUCUGUGUAGUCUGAUGUCACUUCACUUGCUCAGUUACCCUCCGGGUAAACCCCAUUGAGACUCGGGAGUUACCGCCUCCACCCUGAGGGCCAUUCCAGAACUCAAAAUGAGGAAUGGAGUUUGGCAAUGUCAUCAUGCAUAUAGAUGAUUAUGUUUUGCAUGUGUGUCUCAUGUAGAGUCUGCUGUUUUGGAGGGAACUUAACUACAAAUAUUAGUCUUCCUUAUUGUUCACCUUUCAUGAAAGGAAAUGUACUUAAAGACAAUCCCAAUCAGCAGUUGAAACAAUAACAAAUCGUUCUAAAACACUGAGGGAUGGGGCUGGAGAAAUAUAACCACUGUCAAAUUCAUAGACAGAGCUAUGGAUGUAAGGACUGACCAUCCAUGAUAUCAACGUUAUAGUUUAACCAUGUUUUGAGGCUAUAUAGUGUUUGUUUACAUUUAGUUUGUUUACAAACAUUGGAAUAAAACAAACUUUUAUUUUGGGUUCUGAUGGAGUGUGACAGUUGAACUAAGCUCAUGAGGCAUUUAUAAGUUAUAUUCUUCAAGUAUCAAUGGGUACACACCAUUCAUUUAUAAGUCCAAAAACGGAUGUAUCAACUGCAGAUGACCCGUUUUAAGUAUGUAUCAUCCACUUCUCUUUCAGACUUUGAGCCCUCCAGAGGGAAGCACACUGGACAUUGACUUCAUGGACCUUGGAUAUGAGUCCAUGAAAUCAGAGACCUCCUUACAAGAGACCAUCCCUGACCCCUUCAGCCUCAUCGACUGUCAGUCCCUCUACCCUCAAAAUCACCUGCCACAUGCUCCACAUGCAAUGGGAAACUCCUAUGUCUCCCAGCCUUUCAUAGCCCCGCUAACCCCAAGGGGGGUUUGGCCAUUGGCUCAGUUUGCUGAAGGGGAGCCGAUGACCUUCUUUCAAUGGCAGAUACAACAGGAAGAGGAGAAGUUGGCAGGGCUCAACCCCCAGAUGCUCACAAGCCAGGAUAGUGAUGGAGACACGUCAGUUUGUGUAGUAUUCAUCAACCCGUUGUAUACAUUUGCCUUUUAUAGAUCUAAGCAACUAUGCAUACUCAACUCAGUUAUCUUUCUAACCCAGUGGCCUCCCACUCUGGUCCUGGGGAGGUACGGGUAUGCAGGGUUUUGUUCCAGCCUAGCACAGUGUUUGAACAUAAACCUGCCACACCCUGUAGCUCUCUAGGAACAGGAAUGUUAGUGACCACUGUUCUAAUCCAUCAUGUGACCUAUGCUUGCCAGAAAUGUACACUCUUAGAAAAAAAGGUGCUAUCUAGAACCUAAAAGGGGUCUUUGGCUGUCCCCAUAUGACAACCCUUUGAAGAACCCUUUCAGGUUCCAUAUAGAACCAUUUUGGUUCCAAGUAGAACCAUUUUGGGUUCCAUGUAGAACCCUUACCACAGAGGGUUCUACAUGGAACCCAAAAGGGUUCUAUAUGGAACCAGAAAGGGUUUUACCUGGAACCUAAAAGGGUUCUCCUAUGGGGAGAGCCAAAGAACCCUUUUCGAACCCUUUUAUCUUAGUGUAGAUUGUUUUAUCUCUGCGUUGCCAGAUUCUUACACAUAGCUGUGGCACAGGGCAGAAGGGCUCUAGCUUUUGUGCUGGCCAGCAAGAUGGCUAACGUCGGCAUGCUGGAUAUGAAGGAGCACAAUGGCCAGGUAAGGAAUUACAUCCUCACGCCCAAUUCUAAAUGGACACCUAGCCCCAGAGACUUCUGCUACACACACACACUAGUGCCUAGUAGCUAGUGGCUCUGGGUUGAUUUGGAAUUGGGCACAAGGGUGCAAUAAUCACAGUUGUAAUCAUAUCAUCUGAAAAGGAGGAUUUUCGACAUUUGAUCUUUCUUGUCUUUUUUUUGUUUUGUACCCAGAGUGCCCUUCAGUUGAGCGUUGCAGCCAAUCAACAUCUGAUAGUGCAGGACCUGUUGGCCCAGGGGGCUCAGAUCAACACCGCUGACUGCUGGGGCCGCUCCCCUCUGCAUGUGUGUGCAGAGAAGGGCCACGCGCUCACUCUCCAGGUCAGCCCUUUGACUUUCCCACUGUGGCACAUACUAAGAGUGUGAUGUGAUGUGAAUAGGGCUCUGUAUUUUAUCUGACCACGUGAUGUUCUAGCCUUGUAACUUGUAUUGCACACCUUAUCUUUGAGGCAUCACUGCAGGCAGUCAACCUUAGCAGUUAGAUAGUUAAGUCAGGGAAGUGUCAUGCCCAUAGACCAGUGUAGGCAACACAGUGACUAAGGUCUGGUUUCAGUGAUGGAGUGUUUUGGCAUAGAGGAACUACGUCACUGCCUACGUCACCACUUUAUCAGCCUGAAUAAAAUUCUUAAAUAGUAGCUAGCAAGAUGGAGAUCACGGAGGUCAUUUUUAAUGAGUGCAUUUCGCAAGUGGCUAGUUUGCAUCAACUACCUUAACUAAAACCACUGCAAAAGUUUUGCCUGCAUACUUUGGUUUUGAAUCAUGAUGUUAUGGCAUGUCUCCCUCGUGAUUUGUGGGGCGAGUCCCCAGAGGUAUUUUUGCCCUUAUCAACGUAGGCAGUGGCCUAGUUCCUCAAUGCCAAAAGAGUCCGUCAUUGAAACCACACACUAGUCACUGUGUUGCCGAGGGUCGGGUUUUCCAGACUAAAGUGAGCAUACCUCAUCACACAGAGACUAUGGUUUGAAAGGUCUGAAGAAAGGUCUGAAAACAUGAUGAUUGUUGAACACAAUCUCUGUUUCUCUUAUUAUUAUUAUUAUUAUUAUUAUUAUUAUUAUUAUUAUUAUACACAAGGCUUGAUGACUUUAAUCAAUGUCUUGGCGCUAGAGGAAGGAAAUAGUUGUUGUCAGGGAAACACUGAGCUGUAGGGGGGUGUGUGUGUGUUCUCUAUUUUAAUAACACUGGUUGCCAAUCACAGCAAACAAACUCUAACGUUUUUACCAGGAGCCUUGUGUUUGUUAAUGUAUUAAUAGUGCCUUGCAAUAUCUUCCAUUCUCCACUAUGGGAUCAGAGAGUUGUUUCCUCACUCUGAAGAAAUAAGUCACUAAAAAAGGCUAGGUUUAUGAUUGCCCUGAAUAAUGAUCAGUUUAUGACUUCAACAGAUGACUUGAACAUAGUCUAAUCUGAUACAGUAUGUUAUCUGGACUGUGCAACCUUGGUUUUCAGGCUGUUUUACCCCCGCAAAGUUUCAAGAAGUAAAACCACAGGUUGGUUGUCAAUGGUCGAUUGUUUUAGACUUACAGUAUAUGUUAAUAAGGCAGGAUGGUUUUGCGCCCCUGCACACCAAAUAUAGAGUGGUUAUGCAAAACACUAUAGGGAACUCUGGUGCCGUGUGCACCAUCUGAACAGAUCUGUCAGCAACUUUGUGAUGCCAUUUUGAUAAGAAUCUAUGCAAAUUUGGCUAAUGACUCAAUGAAUGGAUUUAUAGGUUUCACUGAAACUUUACCACCUUGAUUAUCUGUGAUAAACUGUCUGCCAUUUUCAGUCUUUAUCUUUUAGUUGGAAGUUUGGCCCACUGUGUUUAGGACGUUCCUCCUGAAUGUUUUCCUGUGUCCCAUGGCGACAGUUGUUCUGUAUCGGGUUAGAUCUCAGGCAGUGACUUCCUCAUCACCUCAUAACAGAUAUCUAGGACAGACAGCCAAUCAUAGAGCAUUUCCUCAAAACAACACUGGGAAAAAAAAUCCCCCUUUCUUUGAAAAACUGGUUUAACAACAGAUGUGCUUCUGAUAAGAGGUCAUGGCAAAUGCACUCCCAGCCCAUCAAACAUUAACCGUCAACAGAACAUGACACGCUAAAGCUCCCAAUCAUUAACAACUGUUAAUCUGUUACUCAUCUGGUCCUGGCUGACUCUCACAACAGUUCUUGUUGUCGGAUACUAAUGCAUUAAGGAAGAACAGGAGCUGCUGAUAAAUGGCUGGCAUCUAGUUAGCUCUUUUAGAUCUCUAGAACUACACAUUGACACUGUCGUCGUUAGCGAGGACGUUUUACUCUGACUAGUUAAUUCCACAGUUGUACCUUAGCACAAGUGUGUGUUUCAAUUGAAAUGAAAAGUUAUUCCUGUUAUACCCAUUUGCCCUUUAUCCCUCUGUUGAACAUUUUCCUUCACACACUCUCUCUUUCCGUAGACCAUCCGAAGAGCUCUGAAGGGUAAAGGUCAGGAGCUUAAUGUGGAAGAAGUCAACUAUGAUGGUGAGUCAGGGUUGCUCAGAUCUAUGACCUGUCAGAGUUGCUCAGAAUCUGCUAUAUAAUAGAACAGGCGAGGCAACCUGUGACUCAACCCAAGGCUGAGUCACAAACUACGACAGUCAACAUUAUUUAACCGUCAUAAUGGCAAAAUAAAUACUACCUCCCCAAUGCCCCGUUCUGCUUUUCUCCAGGCCUAACACCUCUUCAGACAGCGGUCCUGUCUCACAAUGCUGUUGUCCAGGAGUUGGGUCGUAUGGCGGCGACCCCCCAGUCCCCUGGGGUGGUGGAGUUGAUGCAGAGAAGGAAGCUACUGCGGGAGUGUGUCAACACACUGCUGCUCAUGGGAGCCUCCUGUGCAACUAAGGUGAGUUUGAAAAGCCUUGUCCCAGAUCUGUUUGCUGCCUUGCCAACUCCAACCUAGCCAACUCCUAUGGUCUUUGGAGUUGGCAAGGCAUCAUAAACAGAUCUGGAACCAGGCUAGAGGUUGAGCGUCUUUCAUUUAUCAUUUUUGCGUAUCAUUCUUUGGCAGCGUAGCCCAUUCCAUACAGUCUGAUACAGCUCAGUGUUUGACUGUACCUGUGUCUUUUUCCAACAGGAUCAUAAAAGUGGUCGCACCUCCCUGCACAUGGCUUCUCAGGAGGCCAAUGUGGAGCUCUUACGCAUCUUCCUCGAACAGCCAGACUCUCUUUCUAUUGUCAAUGUCAAGGUGAGAUACUGCUUCAGUACCUAAUGUCAAGGUGAGAUACUGCUACAGUACCUAAUGUCAAGGUGAGAUACUGCUACAGUACCUAAUGUCAAGGUGAGAUACUGUUACAGUACCUAAUGUCAAGGUGAGAUACUGCUACAGUACCUAAUGUCAAGGUGAGAUACUGCUACAGUACCUAAUGUCAAGGUGAGAUACUGCUACAGUACCUAAUGUCAAGGUGAGAUACUGCUACAGUACCUAAUGUCAAGGUGAGAUACUGCUACAGUACCUAAUGUCAAGGUGAGAAACUGCUACAGUAACCUAAUGUCAAGGUGAGAUACUGCUACAGUACCUAAUGUCAAGGUGAGAUACUGCUACAGUACCUAAUGUCAAGGUGAGAUACAGCUACAGUACCUAAUGUCAAGGUGAGAUACUGCUACAGUACCUAAUGUCAAGGUGAGAUACUGCUACAGUACCUAAUGUCAAGGUGAGAUACUGUUACAGUACCUAAUGUCAAGGUGAGAUACUGCUACAGUACCUAAUGUCAAGGUGAGAUACUGCUACAGUACCUAAUGUCAAGGUGAGAUACAGCUACAGUACCUAAUGUCAAGGUGAGAUACAGCUACAGUACCUAAUGUCAAGGUGAGAUACUGCUACAGUACCUAAUGUCAAGGUGAGAUACUGCUACAGUACCUAAUGUCAAGGUGAGAUACUGCUACAGUACCUAAUGUCAAGGUGAGAAACUGCUACAGUACCUAAUGUCAAGGUGAGAUACUGCUACAGUACCUAAUGUCAAGGUGAGAUACUGCUACAGUACCUAAUGUCAAGGUGAGAUACAGCUACAGUACCUAAUGUCAAGGUGAGAUACUGCUACAGUACCUAAUGUCAAGGUGAGAUACUGCUACAGUACCUAAUGUCAAGGUGAGAUACUGUUACAGUACCUAAUGUCAAGGUGAGAUACUGCUACAGUACCUAAUGUCAAGGUGAGAUACUGCUACAGUACCUAAUGUCAAGGUGAGAUACAGCUACAGGACCUAAUGUCAAGGUGAGAUACAGCUACAGUACCUAAUGUCAAGGUGAGAUACUGCUACAGUACCUAAUGUCAAGGUGAGAUACAGCUACAGUACCUAAUGUCAAGGUGAGAUACUGCUACAGUACCUAAUGUCAAGGUGAGGUCUCGCCUCUCUGGAAAACAAACUUAUAUGAUAACCAAUCAGCGUGCUGGCUCAAAUUCUGAGUUGACAAACAAAGUGUUUUCAUUGUUCUUGGUCAUCAGGAGGUAAGUUAACUAAACCCUCUAACAUGAGUUCUGUCUCAACCAGGCAUUCAGUGGAAACACAGCACUGCACUUUGCCAGUUCUGUGCAUGGUCGGGUGACUCAGGUGGAUGCUGUGAAGCUGCUGAUGAGGAGAGGGGCCGACCCCAGCUACAAGAACCUGGAGAAUGAGCAGCCUGCCCAGCUGGUGCCUGAAGGGCCCGUCGGAGACCAGGUGAAUAAUGCCCCAAAAGGGUUAUUCGGCUGUCCCCAUAGGAGAACCCUUUUUGGUUCCAGACAGAACCCUUUUGGGUUCCAUGUAGAACCCUCUGUAGAAAGGGCUCUACAUGGAACCCAAAAGGGUUCUACCUGGAACCAAAAAGGGUUCUUCAAAGGGUUCUCCUAUGGGGACAGCCGAAGAACCCUUUUAGGUUCUAGAUAGCACCCUUUUUUCUAAGAGUGUAGUGUAAGCACAUCCAGGAACUUGCAGGUGCAGGGUACAAAAAGUACAGCAUGAUUCUACAUUAUAAAAAAUAAAAUGAUGCCAUUGCCUGGAAAUAAUAUAAGAUACCAGCACACGGUUGAACCCUCCCGCUGUGUGAGCAUUUAAGUGUUCUGGUAUCUAUCUUUCAGGUGAAUAUUCCCAUGUCAUUGUUUUAUUAUAAUGUAAUCAUUCUUUAACGAGGCAAGUCGAUUGAGAACCUUUUGUCACUUACUAUUAAGGCCUGGUUAAUACGCAAACACAGAGACACAGUAAAAACAGAACAUGAAGAAUACACAAGAGUUCAAGUGUUAGACUGGCAGACAUUCAACACACACACACACACACACACACGCUUCAACAAGAUGGGACUGUUUUGCAAUAAUGUACCUCUGAUUGAUUGUUUCCCUUAGGUGCUGCGUAUCCUGAAGGGGAAAGGCUACCAGGCCCAGUCUGCUGCCCAGUAGGGUGCAGGAUGGGAUCUACUGUCCAGAAACACUGUCAGUCAGACAGUCCAUUCUAUGUAGAAAUCAUUUGCCAUCGUAUGUAUGGCAGAUGUCAGUUGUUUCAAUGAAACAGUGAAUGUUGUUCGCUACAGUGUAGUGUAUUUUGAGGUAACCAUGUUAUCUUCUACCUUAAAGGGGCAAUCUGCAGUU
Coregonus sp. 'balchen' is the source of this 9231-nucleotide messenger RNA. The record is from the annotation of a GenBank genome assembly. Lineage: Eukaryota; Metazoa; Chordata; Actinopteri; Salmoniformes; Salmonidae.